Prosopis cineraria is the source of this 529-nucleotide messenger RNA. RefSeq lists its product as uncharacterized. The transcript has a single exon. The record is from RefSeq and is a predicted model, not a curated record. NCBI's taxonomy places the organism in Eukaryota, Viridiplantae, Streptophyta, Magnoliopsida, Fabales, Fabaceae. The coding region runs from base 1 to 366 and encodes 121 amino acids.
AUGUGCCCAGACAUCAGGAACAAUUAUGAGAUCAGUAACUAUGUGUGGUUCCUCAAUUCCUUGAUAGAUAAUGCAGAUGAUGUCAAAGCGUUAAGGAAAGCUAGGGUUCUGAACAACCUUCUCGGAAGCGAUGAUGAAGUGGCGAAAAUCUUCAACACAGUGAGCACCGACUUGGUGCUUUAUACAGGAAAGUAUGAUCGUGUGAGAGACAAUAUUGAGAAAAUUUACAAUCGUAAAGUAAGCACUUGGUUCGCUGAAUUGCAACUCAAGCAUUUCAACACCCCGUGGACAAUCAUUGGCCUAAUAUCUGCUUUUCUUGGGUUUAAUCUCACUAUUGUCACCCUCAUAAGGGAAUUAAGCAAAUAAGAAGGAUUAGCCUCCUCCUAAUAGCCAUCCACUAAAAUCAGAUCCCUCACUGGUGUGUUUAGACAAUUAAGAUUCACUUUAAUGUGGUUUGUGUCGUAUAAAUGAAUAAGUUAACCAAAGGCGUAGUCACUGAUAAAGCAUAAUGGCCUUGCGCAAUUUCCAU